AUGAUAGAAGCAGAGAAGGCCUUUAGAUUGAUUGAAGAGAAAGAUGUCAUUUCAUGGAAUACCCUUAUUGCUGCUUGUUCUCAUUGUGAUGAUCAUGGAAAAGGUUUGAGUAUUUUCAAAGAGAUGACAAAUGUAAUUAGUUUAUGGCUUGAUGAUUUCACGUAUGCGAGUGCUCUUGCUGCAUGUGCUGGCAUCGCUUUUGUACGCCAUGGCAAGCAGAUUCAUGCUCAUCUGAUCAGGACGAAGCCAGAUGGAGAUCCAGGUGUUGAUAAUGCACUUGUAAACAUCAUCAUUUCUGGAUUUGGAAAUCAUGGGCAUGAGGCAAAGGCCCUAGAACUGUUUGAGCAGAUGAAGGAGCUUGGUUUGAAGCCAGAUUCUGUUACAUUUAUUGCACUUCUCACAGCGUGCAAUCGUGCAGGGAUUGUGGAUGAGGGCCAAGCCUAUUUCAAUUCUAUGAAUGAAAUCUAUGUGAUUGCCCCUGACAUUGAGCAUUUCUCUUGCCUCAUAGAUCUACUUAGACAAGCUGGGAGACUAAAGGAGGCUGCAGAAUACAUAGAAAAAUUUCCUUCUAGGCAUGAUCCAGUUGUUUUAGUGAGCUUGCUCUCUGCUUGCUGA
Camellia sinensis is the source of this 615-nucleotide messenger RNA. The record is from RefSeq and is a predicted model, not a curated record. NCBI's taxonomy places the organism in Eukaryota, Viridiplantae, Streptophyta, Magnoliopsida, Ericales, Theaceae.